Molecule: messenger RNA, 800 nt
Organism: Tarenaya hassleriana
Lineage: Eukaryota; Viridiplantae; Streptophyta; Magnoliopsida; Brassicales; Cleomaceae
Product: oral cancer-overexpressed protein 1 homolog
Exons: 2
Coding region: 239-682 (147 amino acids)
Source: RefSeq, a predicted model, not a curated record
CAUAAAAUCCCAAAUUGGGAUUUAGGGUUCUCCUCAGUCGAUCGAUAGAUUUGAUGAUCCAGCCCUCUCCUCGGAAAUUCCUCCGGCGACACGCGACAGGCGGCGGCGCGCGACAGGCGACGUCUGGCGAAACCUCCGACGACGACAGGUCGAGCUUCUGACGUGAAUCUUCGCGAUUCUCCUUCGAUUCCCAGAUGUAUAAGACAGAGUGAGUAGAGUGUCGAGAGUUGCUGUUGAGAUGGCGGAUCAGUUUCAAUCCAAUUCCAUGGAAGAUCUCUUCGAUUCAUCGCUUUGUCUCGAAGACAACCACAUGAAACAAGGGUUUGAAGAAGGUUACGAAGCUGGGAUUAUGUCAGGUCGGGAAGACGCUCGCCAUCUCGGUCUGAAACAUGGUUUCGAAACCGGUGAGCUUCUCGGCUUCUACAAUGGCUGCUCUUCCGUAUGGAACUCUGCCCUCCAACUUCAUCCUGCCAGAUUCUCCUCCCAGGUUCAGAAACAGCUCAAGGAAUUCCAAGUUUUGAUCGAUGAUUACCCGCUUUUGGAUCCCGAGGACGAGAACAUCGACAAGAUAAAGGAUGAUCUCCGGGUUAAAUUCAACAUGAUAUGCGCAUCUCUCGGUGUUUCGAAGAAAAACAUAGAGUACAGGGGAUACCCCAAGACAUCCUCGGCUCUCGAGUUUUAACUUAGUAUAUGUACAAUGGGAUUUUUUGGUUGCUCCAAUAAUCUCUGGAAACCAACUUUAUUUAUAGAAGAGAAACAUUAUUGACGAAAAUAAUAAGAAACCUUUACAUUUCACCAUA